Molecule: messenger RNA, 834 nt
Organism: Micropterus dolomieu (smallmouth bass)
Lineage: Eukaryota; Metazoa; Chordata; Actinopteri; Centrarchiformes; Centrarchidae
Gene: tprkb
Product: Tp53rk binding protein
Exons: 4
Coding region: 61-597 (178 amino acids)
Biological process (GO): telomere maintenance via recombination; tRNA threonylcarbamoyladenosine modification
Cellular component (GO): cytosol; nucleus; EKC/KEOPS complex
Source: RefSeq, a predicted model, not a curated record
UAUGGUUCCCCUGGUGUACAGACGUUCACGUGAACAGCUUCUUCGUAAUUCAUUAAACUAAUGUCCAGCAUGCAUUCAACACAGGAACUAGAGCUUUUCUCUGACCACAGAGUCACUCAGAUGCUUUUCAAGGAGGUGAAAAAUGCCGCAGAGUUGAGACAGUGCGCAGUGGAGGGUAAAAUAAAUGGUGCCUUGAUCAACCCAACGAUGCUGGUGAACCCUUUCCAAGUACUGGUUGCUGCCAACAAGGCUGUUCACUUACAGAAAAUUGGGAAAAUGAAGACAAGAAGUUUAAACUCAGAAAUAAUCUUCAACCUGUCACCUACUAACAAUAUCUCAGAGGCAUUUAAAAGGUUUGGGAUCUGUGAUGGCGACGACUCUGUCAUGGUGGUCCUGGUUCAUAGCAAAGAUGAGUCCCAGAUUCUGUCAGACGUCACAGCCAGGGUGAACGGGCGGCAGGUUCCAGUGGAAGAUGUUUCCUCGCUGUCAGAUCAUGCAAAAAUCAAAAAGCUUUACAAAGUCACUCCCCAGGAGGAGAAAUGUGGGAGUCUGCUGGAUGCAGUUGUAUGCAGGAUGGCCACCAAGGAUGUCAUGUAGCUACAACAGGAAAACGGACCAGAAUAGGACUUUAAGAAAAAAGAAAAUAGUUGCCUUUUUCAUAUGAGAUGUGGAUUUUCCGCUGUUGACAUUAUUCCACCUCAUGAAAAGUUCCAAAACAUUGUCUUUUGUGCACUCCAUGCAAACUCAAAUCAACGUUAGCUACAGUGAAAGUCACAUUUCAUGUACGCCAAGCUCAUGCUCCCAGCUGAAAUAUAAAAUCUAUCACAUUUUCCA